Nannospalax galili (Upper Galilee mountains blind mole rat) is the source of this 2642-nucleotide messenger RNA. It is a transcript of the gene Srf, whose product is annotated as serum response factor. Gene Ontology annotation, molecular function: serum response element binding; DNA-binding transcription factor activity, RNA polymerase II-specific; protein dimerization activity. The record is from RefSeq and is a predicted model, not a curated record. Gene Ontology annotation, biological process: positive regulation of transcription by RNA polymerase II. Lineage: Eukaryota; Metazoa; Chordata; Mammalia; Rodentia; Spalacidae. The coding region runs from base 345 to 1877 and encodes 510 amino acids. The transcript is spliced from 7 exons.
AUCCCUCCGCCGCCAGCGCGUGGUCCCGGCCCCCUCCACCCGCGGUCUCGGCCGCGGCCAGCAGCCCCUGCCCCCCGGGGGACGCUGACGGCCGCCGGGCGCGCCGCCCUAGCACACGGACAGGGGGCGCUGCGCGCGGCCUGGGGCAACCCGGGCCCCAGGGGCAGGAAAGUGAGGGCCCAGGUCGGCCCGAGCGUGCAGGGGCCCCGGCUUCGCAGCGGCGGCCGUGGCCGCAAUAGCCGCUCCAGCAGCAGCGGGAGUGCGGGGUUUCACCGCGAAGCCGAUGGCGGCGGCGGCUCGGAUCCCUCGCUGACUUGCCGGUCCGCCCUCCUGCAUCGAGCGCCAUGUUACCGAGCCAGGCUGGGGCCGCGGCGGCUCUGGGCCGGGGCUCGGCCCUGGGGGGCAGCCUGAGCCGGACCCCGACGGGGCGGCCGGGCAGUGGAGGCGGCGGCGGGACUCGCGGGGCGAACGGGGGCCGGGUCCCCGGGAACGGCGCGGGGCUCGGAGCGGGCCGCCUGGAGCGGGAGGCUGUAGCGGCGGCGGCCAGCACCCCGGCGCCCACCGCGGGGGCCCUCUACAGCGGCAGCGAGGGCGACUCCGAGUCCGGCGAGGACGAGGAGCUGGGCGCCGAGCGGCGCGGCCUGAAGCGGAGCUUGAGCGAGAUGGAGCUCGGUGUGGUGGUCGGUGGGCCCGAGGCGUCGGCGGCGGCUGCCGGGGGCUACGGGCCGGUGAGCGGCGGGGUGAGCGGAGCCAAGCCGGGUAAGAAGACCCGGGGCCGCGUGAAGAUCAAGAUGGAGUUCAUCGACAACAAGCUGCGGCGUUACACGACCUUCAGCAAGAGGAAGACCGGCAUCAUGAAGAAGGCCUAUGAACUGUCCACGCUGACAGGGACACAGGUGCUGUUGCUGGUGGCCAGUGAGACAGGCCAUGUGUAUACCUUUGCCACCCGCAAACUGCAGCCCAUGAUCACCAGUGAGACCGGCAAGGCACUGAUUCAGACCUGCCUCAACUCGCCAGACUCUCCACCCCGUUCAGACCCCACCACAGACCAGAGAAUGAGUGCCACUGGCUUUGAAGAGCCAGAUCUCACCUACCAGGUGUCGGAGUCUGACAGCAGUGGGGAGACCAAGGACACACUGAAGCCAGCGUUCACAGUCACCAACCUGCCAGGUACCACCUCCACCAUCCAAACAGCACCCAGCACCUCUACCACCAUGCAAGUCAGCAGCGGCCCCUCCUUCCCCAUCACCAACUACCUGGCACCAGUGUCUGCUAGUGUCAGCCCCAGCGCUGUCAGCAGUGCCAACGGGACUGUGCUGAAGAGUACGGGCAGUGGCCCUGUCUCCUCCGGGGGCCUUAUGCAGCUGCCUACCAGCUUCACCCUCAUGCCUGGUGGGGCAGUGGCCCAGCAGGUCCCCGUGCAGGCCAUUCAGGUGCACCAAGCCCCACAGCAAACGUCUCCCUCUCGUGACAGCAGCACAGACCUCACGCAGACCUCCUCCAGCGGGACAGUGACGUUGCCCGCCACCAUCAUGACGUCGUCAGUACCCACAACUGUGGGUGGCCACAUGAUGUACCCUAGUCCCCAUGCAGUGAUGUAUGCCCCCACCUCGGGCCUGGCUGAUGGCAGCCUCACCGUGCUCAAUGCCUUCUCCCAGGCACCAUCCACCAUGCAGGUGUCCCACAGCCAGGUCCAGGAGCAAGGUGGUGUCCCCCAGGUGUUCCUGACAGCACCAUCUGGGACGGUGCAGAUCCCUGUUUCUGCAGUUCAGCUUCACCAGAUGGCUGUGAUAGGGCAGCAAGCUGGGAGCAGCAGCAACCUCACCGAGCUACAGGUGGUGAACCUGGAUGCCACCCACAGCACCAAGAGUGAAUGAUCCGCCCGCCGCCCUGGACAGAUGGCCCAAGGGAUGGCACCACUUAUUUAUUGUUGCCUUUUCACGUUUUCUUUACACACAUGUUGACGGGCCGCAGGAGGGAGGCGGGGAGAAGAAGUGGGCAGCCACAGGACUAUGCCCUCUCACUCCAGCCAAAGAAAUGGGCCUGCCUGCCCUCCACCUAUCUUCCCUCACCCUCCUCUCCUUCCUGCCCCACCUAUCAUUGCUGUUGAUGGUGGGGCUGUCCUCCCUCAGACUCCCCUUGCCAGCUUGGCUCAAUGUUUGCCAUGAGUAUUAGCUUACCCAAUGGGACUGUGCCCCACCUUCCCACUCAUGGGCCUUCUGUGGGACUGGGCACUGUGUUCUCCCCCUGGGGAAGUGGUUGGGACCCUCUCUCCAGCCUCUUUGCUGACCCCAGGUUAGCGCUAUGUCUGCCACAGGCUGGGUCAAAAGAGCACUGCCCCCAUCCCUCAGGGAGCCAGCUGGGGAGAUGGGGGCUUUUUCCCUCAUGCCGCUGCCCUCUGCCCCAUCAGCUCCUGAGUAGCAGCUGGGCCUGUGCACUGGGCAGGUAGCUGGGGCCACCUGCCUUGCCUUGCCGCUCCUAUGAACCUCCUGGGGCUCUUGGGUUGGAGGGAACUAUCAGCGUUCUCUUCUUCCCCCUUGUCUUCCCCCACCCCCCAGCUGCUUUACUUAAAAGUUGAUUUUGAACUUUUUAUUUGAGGAGACGAAGUGAAAACAAAUCUAUAAAUAUAUAUUUUUAAAAUA